AUGGGAGGUCGCGUGGGUCAAUUAAUAAAAGGGAACCACGAGCACGUCUUGUCCUCACUUAUUCCAGUCCGGUGGAAAAUUGCAAUCAAUUUUGAAAAGCCACAUUUUCGCGUGUCGCCGACAGCACGAAGUGUGGCGCAUUAUACGAGUGGUAUUUGGGGACAAGGCGUGCGGAAUUUUGGAUUUAGGGGAAAUCUCACGAGGAAGCAUUCCCUCGAAUAUUGGGCCCAAUUUGACGAGAGAGGAACCUGCCCCGGAGAUAAUUACGAUUUUGCUGAAAGCAUAAAGAGACCAAAUUAUUGACGAGUGCACCGUCAGCAGUAUCCGGACCUCCUCGGACCGAAUUCCACACCGACGCUACCCUUUUCCAUCGCCAGACUCACAAUCGCCAACUGGAUAAGUUUUAUUUUAUUUGUUUAUUUUAUCAUUUUCCUUUUUACUCAUCUUCUCAA
Leptopilina boulardi is the source of this 452-nucleotide messenger RNA. RefSeq lists its product as uncharacterized. The transcript has 3 exons. NCBI's taxonomy places the organism in Eukaryota, Metazoa, Arthropoda, Insecta, Hymenoptera, Figitidae. The record is from RefSeq and is a predicted model, not a curated record. Bases 1 to 303 code for a protein of 100 amino acids.